CUUUAUUUUUUUAUUUUCCUGACCGUGCCGCGUGGUCCUAUAACGCGUGCUCAGGUGUUUGACCUUCCUAAGUCGGGACAAAACCUCGUUCUCGUUUCUUUGAUACCCCUUCCUUCACGUCCUUGCGUUCUGCUUCCAGUUGUAUUUGCUUGACCUCCGACCAAGCCCAGUUCGCAGAUACUGCCGUCUAUUCGCACAUACUACCAGUUUAACCAUGGCCUACCACGGCUCUGGUCCCCAGUCGCCUGGCGAGCAUACUUAUGAUGACGGCCAUCAGCUCCGCGACCUCUCACACUCUAAUACCUCUUACGAAGAAGAAGCCUCUCAUGGAUUGUUAUCCAGCCAACAAAGCCCUUUCGCUGGCCCCUUCGAUGACCCCCAUCAGCAGCGUGGCCUUACCGCUUCACCCGUACAGCGUCCGACGUCUGGAUACAGUUUGACUGAGUCUUACGCUCCCGACGCCGCAUACCAUGAUCCGUACAGCGCCAACCAAUCGGUCUACUCCGGCCACUCAGAGAACCCUGCAGCCGCUUUUGGCGUUCCUGGACGUGUAGCAUCGCCUUACGCUCGUAGUGAAACUUCGUCUACAGAAGCGUGGCGGCAGCGACAGGCCGGCGCUGCCGGCGGUGGAAACGGGCUUCGUCGUUAUGCCACAAGGAAGGUUAAGCUGGUUCAGGGCUCUGUCCUGAGUGUGGACUACCCAGUUCCUAGCGCCAUUCAAAAUGCAAUUCAAGCCAAGUAUCGGAAUGACCUUGAGGGCGGAAGUGAGGAAUUUACGCAUAUGCGAUAUACGGCGGCGACUUGUGAUCCCAACGAGUUUACGCUCCACAACGGUUACAACUUGCGUCCAGCAAUGUAUAACAGACAUACUGAGUUAUUGAUCGCCAUCACGUAUUACAACGAAGAUAAAACGCUUACCGCUCGUACCCUGCACGGUGUUAUGCAAAACAUUCGCGAUAUUGUCAACCUGAAGAAGUCGGAAUUUUGGAACAAGGGUGGCCCUGCCUGGCAGAAGAUCGUCGUCUGUCUAGUCUUUGACGGCAUCGACCCUUGCGACAAGGACACAUUGGAUGUUCUCGCCACCGUUGGUAUCUAUCAAGACGGUGUCAUGAAGCGUGACGUUGAUGGAAAGGAAACCGUGGCUCAUAUCUUCGAGUAUACCACCCAACUUUCUGUCACUCCAAACCAGCAACUCAUUCGGCCGACGGAUGACGGACCUAGCACCCUUCCUCCCGUGCAGAUGAUGUUCUGUUUAAAGCAGAAAAAUAGUAAGAAGAUCAAUUCCCAUCGAUGGCUGUUCAACGCUUUCGGUCGUAUCCUUAAUCCCGAGGUCUGCAUUCUCCUCGAUGCUGGUACCAAGCCUGGGCCUAAGUCUCUGCUUUACCUGUGGGAGGCUUUCUACAACGACAAGGAUCUCGGAGGUGCUUGUGGUGAAAUCCACGCCAUGUUGGGCAAGGGCUGGAAGAAAUUGCUCAAUCCCUUGGUUGCCGCGCAGAACUUCGAGUACAAGAUUAGUAACAUUCUUGACAAGCCUUUGGAGAGUUCCUUUGGAUAUGUCAGUGUGUUGCCUGGUGCCUUCUCGGCUUACCGAUUCCGUGCCAUCAUGGGCCGUCCUUUGGAGCAAUAUUUCCAUGGUGAUCACACUCUUUCAAAGCAGCUGGGCAAGAAAGGUAUCGAGGGCAUGAACAUUUUCAAGAAGAACAUGUUCUUGGCCGAAGAUCGUAUCCUUUGUUUCGAGCUUGUCGCCAAAGCGGGUUCUAAAUGGCAUCUUUCGUACGUCAAGGCCUCGAAGGGUGAAACUGAUGUGCCGGAAGGUGCUCCUGAAUUCAUCUCCCAACGUCGUCGUUGGCUGAACGGUUCGUUUGCCGCCGGUAUCUAUUCGCUCAUGCACUUCGGUCGUAUGUAUAAGAGCGGACACAACAUCGUCCGCAUGUUCUUCCUCCAUCUCCAAAUGUUGUACAACUGGUUCUCGACUUUCCUAACUUGGUUUUCUCUUGCGUCUUACUGGCUUACGACUUCGGUCAUCAUGGAUCUGGUAGGAACUCCCAGUUCCAGCAACGGUUACACUGCUUUCCCAUUCGGUAAAACGGCGACUCCAAUCAUCAAUACCUUGGUGAAAUACAUCUACCUUGCGUUCCUGCUCUUGCAGUUUAUCCUUGCGCUCGGAAACCGUCCCAAGGGAUCCAAGUUGUCAUACCUCGCAUCUUUCGUCGCCUUUGGUAUUAUCCAGCUUUAUGUAGUCGUCGAUGCUCUGUAUCUCGUCGUCCGCGCUUUCACUGGAGGGGCUCCCAUGGAUUUCAAUACUGAUGAUGGUAUCGGUGCGUUCCUGAGCUCAUUCUUCGGAUCUAGUGGAGCUGGUAUCAUUAUCAUUGCUCUUGCUGCAACAUUCGGUCUUUACUUUGUUGCGUCAUUCAUGUAUCUUGAUCCUUGGCACAUGUUCACGUCUUUCCCCGCAUACAUGGCCGUCCAGUCGUCUUACAUCAACAUCUUGAACGUUUACGCCUUCAGCAACUGGCAUGAUGUGUCAUGGGGUACCAAAGGUUCUGACAAGGCGGAUGCCCUUCCUUCUGCCAAGACUACAGGAGGCAAAGGAGAAGAAGCUGUUAUCGAGGAAAUUGAUAAGCCGCAGGCUGAUAUCGAUAGUCAAUUUGAGGCAACGGUCAAGCGAGCCCUGACUCCGUAUGUGCCACCCGAGGAGAAGGAAGAGAAGAGUCUGGACGACUCGUACAAGAGUUUCCGUACGAGACUGGUUACGCUCUGGCUCUUCAGUAACGGUCUUCUCGCUGUCUGCAUUACUAGUGAGGGUUUGGAUAAGUUCGGAUUUACGAACACCUCUACUGAGCGUACUUCACGUUUCUUCCAAGCCCUUUUGUGGUCUAAUGCGGUUGUCGCUCUUAUUCGCUUUAUCGGAGCCACAUGGUUCCUUGGAAAGACAGGUCUUCUCUGCUGCUUCGCCCGUCGGUAAGAGCAUGCUUUGCCUAAUGGAAAGUCAAGCACGGGAGGCCUUGCAAUUGUAUGUAUUGCAUGGGUCCGAGGAGUUAUUCUUGGCACAUUUUGUUUUGAUAUUGUACUCUACAUAUGAUGCUCAAACUCUGUUUCUUCGUUAGCCAGUACGCCCGCUCAAAUCCUUAGGAUAGGGGCACAAUUCUCGCUAUUAUGUAGACUUUUGUAGUUAGAUUCAAUGGGACCUGAAGCGUGAUCGCAC
Molecule: messenger RNA, 3205 nt
Organism: Aspergillus nidulans FGSC A4
Lineage: Eukaryota; Fungi; Ascomycota; Eurotiomycetes; Eurotiales; Aspergillaceae
Gene: chsG
Product: chitin synthase class III
Exons: 6
Coding region: 215-2965 (916 amino acids)
Cellular component (GO): cell tip; cell septum; plasma membrane
Molecular function (GO): chitin synthase activity; hexosyltransferase activity
Source: RefSeq, a predicted model, not a curated record